AUGCGCAUAUGGGCCGCUUGGGAGAUGCCCAGUUGGUUGAGGGGAACAAAAAAGGUGACAUGGGUGGGAGUUGAGGCAAAAAUGCAUUUGCGCAGGAGUCUCUUGACGAUCGUGGGAACAGGUGCACAGUGGACGUGGAGGCGGGAGGGUGGCAUGGGUGUGGGGAGGAUCUUGACGAUCGUGGGAACAGGUGCACAGUGGACGUGGAGGCGGGAGGGUGGCAUGGGUGUGGGGAGGCCGAAGGACCGCAGCACAAAGCGAAAAGAACGGGUGUGGAUGGCGGUUGCUGUUGGAUCAGUGUGCAAGGAUGACGGGACGGGAUGA
Eimeria mitis is the source of this 324-nucleotide messenger RNA. RefSeq lists its product as uncharacterized. The coding region runs from base 1 to 324 and encodes 107 amino acids. The record is from RefSeq and is a predicted model, not a curated record. NCBI's taxonomy places the organism in Eukaryota, Apicomplexa, Conoidasida, Eucoccidiorida, Eimeriidae. The transcript is spliced from 4 exons.